ACGGUGUAACGUUGCUCCGGCCAGCACCACCAGCUUCAGUGUCGUUUCGGCCGCGGUCUCGUUCGGUCGUUCUCGGUGAAGGGUCAUAAGUUUAUGCUCCUUUAACACAUCACCGCGACCGUCUCUCUUCCCGGCCUACUUUUGAUCUACGGAAUACGUUGCGGUCUUGUGCCGAACUUGAUUGCUCCAGCCAUCGUUGUCAAAGUUUAUUAUGAAUAUGGGCUAGUUUGUGACUAUCCUUAUCCGCUUAAGGAUCAGAAUCAAUGGAGUAAUGUGUCACGACAAGUAGGAAGAGAAUCUGAACGGAGUUGAUAGUGCUCGAGUGCAGGUGUAUCGUAUUUAUUCCGCAUUGUUGAAGAUUAUCGUGAUCGCAUAGCAUUGGUGGCGCGGUCCGCGGAUAUUGUAAGAUGAGCCCGGCCUCCCAGGGCGCCCUGGAAGUGGAGCGUUACAUCGGCAGUUGUCUAAUCUCGUCCAACGUGCGCGCCGGACUGCACGGCAAGCCCGUGACCGUUUGCCGAAAGCAGGAACAAUCAGCAACGGUACGCGGCGGCAAGACGCGCGGCAGCUAUAAUGGAGGGCAGAGUUACCCCGGGCUGGCCGAUCAGCAACAAUGUCAGGUGCAAUACGGCGGUCCGGGCGGCUGGACGGGUGCGCCGUUGAUAUCAAUGACGUCGAGUCCGCGCAGGUGUAAUCAACGCUCAUCACCGUCGCUCGGUCAACAACAGCAGCAACAGCAACAGCAGCAGACGUGCACUGAUCAGCAGCAAGUGCCACCGGGCGGUCAUCUACAUAAAAGUCCUCUGUCAAGGUUGGCGAUUCAUACGCAGGGCGCACCCCUGAUUCUGGCCGGACGAUUUUACAAUCGUGGCAAAGUGCACAGUAAUAACAGCAAUAACAGUGGUAAUUCUAAUGGUAUCACUAAUACGCCAUCCUGCGGCAACAUCGCCGGUAAUUACGUUCAUAAUAAUAACGCGAACCCGUCCAUGACGAGCAACGUGAACGGCUCGACGAGGUGUCCGGCAUCGCGAAUCUCACCUCAAAAAUCGAUGGAGGCUAUCGCCAAGAAAUCACCGACGACGGUAUCUUCGAAUUCCAAAACAGCGGCGACGAACGCCGACUGUUCUUCCGCAACGGCAAAAGAAAACACUGGUUCCUCGAAUAUCGCGAACAUCGAUUCGCUGAGUAUCGCGAGCGACGAGAGCUCCGGCUCGAACAACUCGGAGAACAGUUUGCCUCGCAUCAUCAAGCCUCGCAAGCGCAGAAAGAAGGAUCGUAAACCGCCGAACAACGUUGUCGCGAGUGGUGUCGACGCAGCUAAAUCGGAGGAGCCGCAGGCGCAGCGGCAACAGCCUGCUGGUUGCGGUGUCGUAGCCGGGGAACAAUCCAGCGUCAUCGGUGUAAAAUCGUACGCACCGACUUGUUACGAACCAAGAAUCUAUGAAGCGGUCACGCCGCAUCUCAGGAACUACCGGAGGCCACCGGUCAGCCAUCGUGAGAAUAUCUACGGCGGCUGUAGAGCGCCGUCGAUGCAGACAGAGAUGGCGGACAUUAGGCAGCAACGGUACGCGCACCACCGGCAUCAUGUGCAAGUGAAAGUGUUAGACGACAACCGUAACGUGAUCGCGGCGCCGAUUCGUGCCACGGCGCCGCCCAAGGGCUACCGGCAUCAUCACGCCAACGAUAACGGUAACCUGUCGCGACGUUACGUUCAUGAAUACGCGGGAGAAUCCUGCGAGAUCGUUGCCAGAGGGGACGGUUUGGGCCCGUGUCAAUGUCGAUACUGCGAUCCUGCCGGUUUGAUUUGGGACGUCGAUCGGAACGGGUACUCGCCGUUCCUGACGACGACGUUGCCACCACCACCGCCACCGCCGUCGUCGUCCGGUGUUGAGUAUUGUCGCAGUCAUUUCGGCCAAAUACCGCUGUUUUUGACGUCGCCGUGUACGAAUCUUCAGGAACGUGCGCUCGACAGAUUGUUCGACGAGCACUCUCGAUUGCACGACGACAAUAGGGACACAGGGCCUGUCGCCGGGCCCGGUGGUGUAGUGUUGAGGCGUAGCUGGAGCGAUCCGACGAGUUACUUCAGUUACGGCGAGGAGAUCACUGCGCCGACGAAGGACGUCGGUGUUAUCGGCGAUCGAGGGGGCCAGUCUGAAAGUGGGAAACACAAACGAGCUCUUUGGCGUGGCGACAGCAUCGGUAGCGCGCCAGCAAGUUCACCAGCGAACGCGAAUGCGGUGGGUCCGAAUGCCGGUGGUGGAUCCAUCGCGUCUCCGAAAGGUCUGGAGGUAUCUACGGAAAUCAUUACGUCGCCCAACGGUCAUCGGGAUCUGGAGAUCAAGUUCUACUCGUCGCCAUCGCCCGCUGAACGUCUCGCCGAGGAAGACAAGUCGUCGUCGAGUUUCACCGGGGAGGUUGAUGACGACGACAACGGAGACGAUAACUUCAGCGAUAUAUGGAGUUACCACGAAUCGAAGUUGCAGCAAGAUUUCCGUACGUUGCUGCAGGCGGAGGAGUGAUGGGUUGUCGUUAUCUAAUCGAAGAUAUUCCCGAGCGCUUGCGGUCGCGCGGACUCGCCCGGUGGAGUGUGAAGUGAGAGCAAAACGGCGAAUGCCCAACGGCAGUAGAAUCCGUGGAGAAAAAGAAGAGGAGAGUGCGUGGGGAGUGGUGUUGACGAUGAGCUAUUUGAUCCCAUUCCGAAACGAAGUGACACGAGAGAGAAAUACGGACGAUGUUAAUCUGGUCGCUCGUCAUGCGCAAACGAUUCGAUUGACGUUCGCCUUAGUCUUACGGUGGUCGCUCUUACGUGUGGUCCGGGAUCUCAAGGGGGUCAGAGCCAAGCGUCCCCGUGCGAACAACGGUGCCGCUAAGCCUCACAACAAGACGGCGUCAAAGACGACAACGAGGAGGGGCUUCUCACCGCUAACGGUGUUCGUAGUAUACGUGACGUGACGUGACGCGCGUGCACGCAAUGCCGCACGCGACUCACCAUCGCAUCGACACUCCAUCUGAUGUUCCACGUUCAGCGAAGUGAAAUGACUUCAGCAACCGAGAAAUGGUGUCGAUCAGCCUUGUCGCGAGCGUGUUAGUCUUACGGGAUCGGAAGAGCGUGCACUUGCGUGCGUGCGUGCGCGCGCGCGCGCGCGCGUGUGUGUGUGUGUGUGUAUACAUGUAUACACCGGAGCGCACUGUACUAAUACACGUGACCGUGCUGUCGGGUCUCUUUUAGCUUUUUAAUGAAUUUUCCUUGUAGUAGGUUGUGACACGAUGAUCGGUUAAAUCGGUACUUUCUUCGUAUUUUUAUAAGUGUUUUUGUUCUCUCUGACACGCGCAAGAGUACUCGCUCGGAGAUCCGGAGGUGACGGAACGUUAAUUGAACUAAAUGCUAUUGAGAAAAAUCACCAGAGAAUAAUAGCACGCUCCGUAUUUUUAAAACACGGUCCGUAGUUUUCAAAAUCAAUUCGUAGAUUCGUGCAAUCGAUCCAUUCAAUGUUUCUAUUUGCACUGACGAAUUGGAGGGCACUAGUCGAUUAAUUCUGUUGAUUUAUAAAUACCUAUCAAUAGAAAAUAUUUAGAUAUUUAAUCUUAUUUUAAUCGUCAAUUACGCACGACUCUAUGUUAAAAUUAAUAUUAUCUCUUAUUUUUCAACGUUUAUUCGUGGUACGACCUACGGCGAGAGAUUAUAUGUAAAAGAAGUCUGUGAGCCAAGAAACAAUGAACGUAUAGGAAUAAGGCGGAAGAGACAAGGAAUAAAAUGUAUAACGUUCCUGAUAUUUUAUGUAUUACCAAUCGGAAUAUCGGAAUGCCUUUACUGUGCCCUUCUGUAGACGUGGGACCACUCAUCUUUCUUAUGCUUCGACCAUAUCUGUUUUCCGAUCGAUUGCCCCUACACAAUGAUUAUCUUAUCAUGAAUUUAUUCUAUCUCAUUCCGCGAUCCCACGCCCAAUUCUUAUACUCCAUUGUGUCUUGGUUUCGACCCGAGAUCGAUGCGUAGAAUACUAAACUAUCGCUUCACGCGUAAUCAGACAGCGGCUAUUUUUCCUCGAUGUCCAUCGAUUUGCAAAAUAACGAUCCAUGCGUAUUUUGACAUUCUCUUCUCUACAUUCUUUGGAGUAAGAUACACUCCAAAGAAUUUAGUAAGUCCUUUUGCCGUUUUGCGGCUUACUGAUGAGUAACAGUUUUAAAAAUGCUAAAUCGUCAAUCGAAUUUGUUCUUAACGCGAACUAACUUUAACAUUUAGAUAUUCUCGAUUACGCAUCGCGCCAUUCAUGAUGGAAACGCGAGACGUCGCGUGCAGUGCUUCUAAGGCGCGUCCGGGAAAAGUAGUUUUGACCGCCGUAUUAGCCGCAAGGGGUUAAUCACGAGGGUUAAGAUGUAUAUUUACACGUGAACGCAUGUCUCGUCCGACAACGCACCAACACGUUCGCGUGAUUGCGAUAUACGCCGGCUUUUUCUCGCCGUAGUCGUUGCCGCCGCUACCACCACUACCACUACCAUCACCAUCACCACCACCACCAUCACCAUCAUCACCGCCAACUCAAGACGAGUAGCGGCGACGUGACCGUUUAAAACGUAACAUAGCAAUUAAUCGGAAGAACGAUGAACAGUCCGGUCCAUUGCUGGCCGCCACCACCGCUUCCGCCGAUCGUAAUCGACGUCUGCGCCUUCUAUCUCGCUUCUCCCUUCGCGCCCGAUCGCGCGUGAUAGUAGGUCGAACUGUUCCCCCGGCGGGAGAGAGAAUCUUCAUCAUCAUCAUCUUCUUCUUCCCGCGAAAGGGGCUCGCCUCGCGUGAAAGGAGCUACCGUCUCUACUGGUAACUGCGUUUAAUCGCGCACUAUCGCCGCGUUUUAUCGGAUAAUUCGAUGCAACGGUUCAGCCUCGGAAUCGAGCACCGAUAAUCGAGCAGCUAGCUCACCGAGUUCGUAACAUUGUUUCGCUUUUCCCUCUAUCUCCCUCUCAUGCACGUCGUUUACCGUUGUGUCUGCUAAAUAACGGCAAGCGGACCAGAUAAACGCGUUAUUGAUUUGUACAAUAUCAAUACAAUCAAGUGGAACUAUCGUUGCCGUCAUUUCGCCUCGACCCGCUGGAAUCGGAUGGCAAGAUAUUGUCACGCGUUCCGUUAUGCGAUGUCCAACUCGUCCAGAAUUGACGAUCGGUAGCUUGAAGUUUGCAUUAUUCUCUCUCUCUCUCUCUCUUCAUUCUCAAAUCUACCUCUAAACAAAUUACAGUUAACGUUAAUUAAUUCCGUUCCAAAUGAAACCUUGCGAUGUUUGAUAUUUAGACUUUCUUUUUUUCAUCUCAUUAAUGAAAUGUCAUUGGUACUCAACAUACUGCCUAAAUAAAUUUGAACAAGUCAGGAUUCUGAUAUUGAUAGAGAUUUUAACUAUAGUUAUAAAAACUACGAUGAAGAAUCUCAUCGUUAAUUCGUUAAAUAACUUUUUGUCAAUUUUUUCCGGUAAUGUUAUAAUCGAUUGAUCACCGCCACGGACCGAUUAUCACGGCGAUCGAGAUGUGACGGGUCGAAGCGCUCGAGGGUGGAAGGCGCGGCAAAGAAUUACGCGGCAGGAUUCAGGCGUUCUAAAGAUAUACUAUAUCCCGAGAUAUACUAUAUAUCUACAUUAGCGAAAGGCCAUCGCGCAGAUUUACACAGAGCGUAGAAGUGAGUAAACGUAGAAGCGAGUCGGUCGGUCACUUAACACACACACACACACACACACACACAGACACACAUGCGCGCGCGCGCACGCACACACACACACACACACACGUACGUACGUACACACAGAUAUGCCGUGUCUAUUGCAAGCCGCGUCGUGAUAGGUCGACUUGUUCUUCUGUAAAUCUGCGCUCGAUGAUCAAGAGAGCCUCAGUCGAAAGGACUGAGGUUGCGCGACGAAUCCUGUGAAUCCUACGUCGUUUUGUAUGCGUUAUACGAAAACUAUACCACCUGUACCCGUUUCCCUGCGACAUUAUACGUCAGCUAAACUGACAAGACACGUACCACAGAGCCACCCAGCGUCAUUAUACGCCACAUAGGAUAUACAUAGGAUAUACAUACACACAUGCACACGACAAACUCAGCAAACCACCUAUCGUUAGAUAAGUCUAGAAUCUAAGGCAAUCCAUUUAGAUUAUUAUCUCCGUUGUCUAUAUGUGUAUAGAAGAAACUGCGUUUUGUUGUCACGAUUUCGGAGCAUGCGAUGGAAAAAUACGACGACGAUGACGAGAUAUGAUUGGGGAAUACAAUGGGUGGAUAUUUUGAAUGGGUGUUUUUGCGUUGAUACAUGUUUCGUUUUGGAGAAACGGAAGAAGAUGAAUACAUAUUCACAAAUAAUAGAAUAAUGGAAGUAUUUUUUUCGUUCGUGCUAAAAAAAAGAGAAGUUCGAAAGAAUACCGCAUUGUUUUUCGUUACAAUUACAAAACGCGCAGUUACUAAAUAGCUAUGUAUAUAUUACAAAUGCAAACCGCAAUCGGAGAGACACAGGUUUGGCGUUCCACUUUUCCGAGAUAUAUAACGCGGUGGAAUUAUUCAUGAAUAUUUAUAUAUAGCCGUUUCUCCAAAAAGAAGCGCAUGCGGAUUAAACUAGGAGGAAACCGAUGAAAUCUUGUUAGUAUUCAGUACGUUCGCGGUGCUGGGUAUACGAAGGGCAGGCCAUAAAAAUUCGACAAUGACGACAACGACGACGUUCGUUUGGGUUAUAACGGGUGUGCGCUUUGUGCCGAGUUUGACGUGGUGAGCGUAUGUUUUCCGAGCGAACACGAAGAAUGAUAUUAGCAAUAUUGCUUUCCUGCCGAUUAGUCGCACUUUGCGUGGCAAGUUUUAUUGCUGAGUGGCGACAGAUAAAUAUUGUUCUUGGUUCCUUGUUAAGACGGAGCGUGCGCCAAGCAUCGAUACAUAAUCGUGCAAUGCGUACACGAGGAAAUUGCAUGCGAAAGAGAAAAGAGAAAGCUUGCAAGAGUGAGUGAGAGAGAGAGAGAGAGAGAGAGAGAGAGAGAGAGAGAGAGAGAGAAACUCCUUUAAUAACAUCGUCGUUGAUUUUUCUUCCUACAAAUCGCAUCUGAAGAAAAAGGCCUGCCAUUCGCAAAUGUUCGUUUAUGUUUUGUCCGAUUGCGUGCGAUGUUUGUCGACGCUGUUGUAUCGACGUAUUUUCGGUUGCUGCAUAAAUGCGCUAUUUGAGUUUAUCGGACGUAACGUACGGCAGGAAAAGUAAAACACUCUUGGGACUGAUUCACGAGCGACUACAGGCCGAGCCUAUUUUAAGACUAAGUCGUAAAAAUGUUCGUAUUUAUACAUAUAAACGGCCUUUCUUAAAGGCCUUUCUUAUCUAGGAUUUUUAAUAAAUAUGCCCGAGUUGUCUAGUAAAUUUGAAUGAAAGGAAAAACGUCAUGUCUUAUACGUAUUGCACUUAUUCAUUGCCAACAAAUUGUCGCUUUUGCUGAUGUUUUUUGCACAGAUUUCUUUCGUUAAACCGAAGUGUAUAACUUUGGUUUAGACAAUCUUUCUUGAUUACUCAACAGCGUAACUUAUAAUACGUUUUUGCGCAUUACAUUAUUGUGAGAAGUAUGCAGCUUCUAUAACGCAUCCACGUUCUCGGAUGACGAACAAUGCAGCGAUCGUAAAAUUUUAUUUGAGAAAUAACGAAGAGAUAAUACAGCGCAUUUGUUUUAUGUACCUCUAUGCAAUGAAUGGCGACUUUAGUCCGGGAAGAUUCAAGUGUUUUUCGACAGAUAGGAAUGGUAAACGUCUGCUGAUUUAGCUGCGGAACCUGUUACGAACAGUUUUCUGGCGAUGCAUCGGUGACCUAAUUUAUUUACCGUUUCUCUAAGCGCAUAAAAAAUUUGUUAAGACGCUUACGCGAAUGUCGCGGCAGAGAAGUGAGAAUUGACAAAUAAACAAAAGACAGAAAAAGAACGAUGCGUAUAGUCGUGUUUUUGAAAAACAAUCCCAACGUCAUCGAAGAUGCUCUCGAACGGAAUCCUCACUACCUGUUGACCGACGGAAAUCGCGAUGUACGCGAAAAAAAGAAAGAGCAAAAGAGAUUUCUUUUUUUUAAAUUAUUGUUGUAUUUACAUUAUUGUUCUAAAUAUUUAGCUUUUUAUUUAUAUUUACCGAAUGAUUGCAAAAUACGAGGACGAAAAACUGGCAAAUAUUAGGAAAAAAAAAGCCACAGCAAAUAUUAGACAAACGAGGAACAUGGAAGGGAUUUAAAAAAGGAUGGAAAAUGUGAAAAUAUUGAUGAGAAACGUAUGACAGCGAAACACUUGAUCGACAUAUCUUAUGGUUUUCAGAAUUUUAAUUUCUGACAUUAGAAGAAUCUGUAAAAAAAAAACCAUAUUUUUUUCGUUUCUCUUACGAAAUCAUAUGAUUUAGUUUACUAUGCGUUUAUAGUAAAAUUCAAGAGCUCUAGAAACGUAAAAAAAGCGUUAGAUAAUGGACUCGCUGGGUCACAUCGACAUGUGUUUGUUUCGUAUUUUUCUAGCCAGGAUUUUCUUGGCUUUGAUGAUUUUGCCUUUCCCGAUUGCCCGUCCAAUGUGAUUGCUUCAGAAAUCGUGCUUUCCGUUUGAUUUGAUCUCUGACGAAGACAGAGGGAGAGACUCGAAAACAGCCGAAAUGGAAGGAGCGCGGUUUUAAUGAUCCUAAUUUUUUUUUCUUUGUACCGUUUCUUUUUUUGUUCCCCAUGUCGGCCGUCGAUUGUUUUUUGAUUCUCUCUUCCUCCUGCUUCUCCUUUAUGUAUUUAUUUCACUUAUCGUCAAUUGACGUUAAUAAUGUAUUGUGAUAAUGCAACGAUAUAACACACCAUAUACACAUACACACACCGAUACUCGGCUCCGCUUUGUCGUAAUAGACUGAUCAACUAAGCCGACUUACCAACGUCGCCCAUAGUGCUGUGUUGCACUAACUCGAAUCUGUUUGGAAGAAUCAAUAAAAACAUCUUUAAUUUA
Atta colombica is the source of this 8940-nucleotide messenger RNA. RefSeq lists its product as uncharacterized. The record is from RefSeq and is a predicted model, not a curated record. Lineage: Eukaryota; Metazoa; Arthropoda; Insecta; Hymenoptera; Formicidae. The coding region runs from base 408 to 2516 and encodes 702 amino acids. The transcript has a single exon.